AUGAUCGGAGUACCUGUAAAUUCUAAUUCAGUUUAUGUUCCAAUGGUUCAAACUGGUUGUUUGAAAGCAGAAUUUGAUUCAACAUAUCCCAUACAUUUAAAUGGUAUUAUUAGUCAACAUGAAUUUCAAGAAUCAAUUAAUAAAAUUAAUGCUGGAAUGAUAUUUUUUAUUAUCGGUGGCAUAGCAAAUGUUAAUUCUCGUGAAUAUAGGUUUCCUGUCUUGAUUGGUGUAGGAAUAGCUUUAACUACUUUUGGGUCACUGUUUUUCGCUUUUGGAUGUUGUGCAGUACAAUGGAGGCGUGUAGCACGAAUGCGACAAGCAAUUACUGAAGAAUCAAUGAAAUAUUCAUCGAGAUCACCAAUACCAUGUAGCUGGCGAUUAAAUAUUUCACGAACUUUCGUUGGUGGCUAUGGAUAUUAUAAUAAUAACCAUAUUAUUUAUCAUGCAAUUAUUGAUAUUGGUCGUGCUGCAUUUGAACGAAGUGGAAUAUAUCAAUCUAAUCAAGUUGUUCCUUUGCCAACAUCGUCUAUUGGAGGAUAUUAUAACUAUGCUGCGCCUCCAUCUUAUUCUGCUCAAUUGACUGGAUAUUGUUCUCAUUGCAGUCAACCAAGACCAGACUUAUCAGCGAAAUUUUGUUCAUCAUGUGGAAAUUCGUUCAAUAUAUAUUAA
Rotaria socialis is the source of this 669-nucleotide messenger RNA. The record is from the annotation of a GenBank genome assembly. NCBI's taxonomy places the organism in Eukaryota, Metazoa, Rotifera, Eurotatoria, Philodinida, Philodinidae.